This is a messenger RNA of Danio rerio (zebrafish), 535 nucleotides long. The record is from RefSeq and is a predicted model, not a curated record. NCBI's taxonomy places the organism in Eukaryota, Metazoa, Chordata, Actinopteri, Cypriniformes, Danionidae.
GUACAUAUAUAAGACCCUGCACAGCCUCAACACGCAUCUCUGUGUAUCUGAAACACGCUCCAUAAUGUCUCUGGUUUCAAUCACUCUCAUCAGCAUCGUUUUUCUAAGCCUACUUCCUCAUACUCCAAAAGCAUAUGGGCCGCUGAACUAUGCCUGCUGUGUGAAAUACACUCGGACUCCUUUGCCCUUCGGUGUGAUCGCAGGCUUCAUUGAGCAGAGCUCCCUUGAGGUGUGCCGUAUAGAUGCCAUCAUUUUUAUCACCCAGAAAAAUAAGAAGAUAUGUGCGAGCAUUGAGGAUCAGUGGGUGAGAGCUGCACUCGCACAUCUGAGGUCUAAAAUUGCUAAACUGGAGAACAAGGCAUCUUUACGCCUCACCACUGCUGGACCGAAUAGUGUGAUUCAAACAAAUACCACCAACAGCCCAUGAAGCUUUUACAGAUAAAUGUGGCUUUGAACAAAGCAUAUAAUUGACUGAAUUAAUCACUGAUUAUUUUUAUCAUGCAUUAAAUAUAUUCUGACUAUUCAUCUUUAAUAA